AGCAGGCUUCGCUGGACGUCACAAAAUAUUUUAUAUCUUCUAAGCUUGCACACACAUUUUGUACCUCAAAAAAUCAGCCUUAAAUCCAGAAUUUAUAAGAGAUCUCCCGAUUCGACGGCCAGAUGGAGAAGUUGACGCUAAUGGACGCCAAUGCGGGGGAGCAACCGGACUAUUUGCUCGACGAGGAACUGGAUCUGCUGGGUGAACUGGGCGAUUGUCACAAGGCCAAUUUGGGGGACAUUGAUAUGAUAGCGCGCACGACCAACAAGUGUCAAGUGCCAAGUACUCGGGUGUAUUCGAUGGUCAGUCAGGGCACCGCAGUCGAGCAGCCCACGACUCUGGCCGCCGAGGAGAGCGAGUCCCAGGAGGAGGAGACGGAGCUGCUGCCCUACGCCUUGGUCGAGGAGGAGGUAACCUCGGACGAGGAGUCCAAGACCCUCAGAGCCAUUCACGGACUGGACCAGAUCCUGAAGCGAAUCGAUAUACUGCAGAGCCAGAUCCGAAGGCAUCAGCAGCUGGAGAACAGUACCGAGCAGUCGCAGGCGGAGGACCCGGUCUCCUGCGGCGGGCUCUCCGCGAAGCACUCGGAGAUCCGCUGCCUUCAGCGGGCCCAGCACCACAUCCAGUGCCAGAUCACCGAGCUGCUGUGCCGCUACGAUGGUCUCCGCGAAAUGCUGCGCGACCUGAGCCAAAACUGGGCCUGCCUGGAGCGCCGCAUAGCCGACAUCCGCAGCCACAACGUGGUGCAUCUGGAGUGGACCCAGGAGUCGGCCAACGAUCUCAGCAACUGCCAGCAGCGCCACCGAUCCCUGGCCGCCGUUAAGCUAACCAAAAAGAUGGCCCUACUGGUGACCAAGACGAAUAUGUCCAGUGGUUUUCGCUACAGCCGUCGCUUCCUGCGCCACGCCCUCCUCAGGCGACAUGUCAACGACUUCCGCUACGAAAUCGCCGAGCUGAAGCUCUUGAGUGAGCAAAUCUGUGCCGAAAUCGAUAAGCGACUGGGCAGGAUCAAGACCAAGGCCCACCAAAUGGGUGUCCAGAUUGGAAACACGCCGCGCGAGUCCCAUACGGUCGCCGAGGCGGCCGAGGUCUUCGCCGUCUCGAAGCAUCCUAAUCUGAAAGUUAUGGCGAUAUAAUGAAGUUCACGAAGAGCCUGCAAUUAGAAAUUGGUUAGAAACCACCAUGUACUUUGCUGAUGCACUGGGAAAACACAACAAGGGGGAAAGAACGAGGCAAUGCUGAUGAUCCUCGCUGUAAUAUGAUGGAAAAUGGAUCCUGGGCAGUGUGCUCAGACUAAAAUGAGGCAUAAGAUAAACAAGUUAUGAAAUUUAUUGAGUAAGACUGUAUCGCAGGUGAUGAAAAGGAAUCAUAAUUUUGAAACUAUUUUUAACCCAAAUUAUGGAAAAUAAAAAAAUAUAAUGAAA
Molecule: messenger RNA, 1424 nt
Organism: Drosophila biarmipes
Lineage: Eukaryota; Metazoa; Arthropoda; Insecta; Diptera; Drosophilidae
Exons: 1
Coding region: 123-1136 (337 amino acids)
Source: RefSeq, a predicted model, not a curated record